Messenger RNA from Nerophis lumbriciformis (worm pipefish), 1602 nucleotides. Lineage: Eukaryota; Metazoa; Chordata; Actinopteri; Syngnathiformes; Syngnathidae. The record is from RefSeq and is a predicted model, not a curated record.
GGGAUGUUCCAGGUGUGUCCACUCUUAGCAUUGCUUGUGCUCUGCAGCUGCACAAAGGUCUCUUCUACCACAGCCUGGCAGCGAGUUGAGGAGCAGUGGAGAAAUUACAAAAACGAGUGUUUAGACUCUUUGAACCGCGCUCCCCCCACAGCAGGGCCGGUGUGUAACAGGACCUUUGACCAGUAUGCCUGCUGGCCUGAUGGACUCCUUGGAACCACGGUCAAUGUCUCUUGCCCUAAGUUCCUACCAUGGUAUUAUGAAGUCCAAGAUGGGUUGGUCUACAGAUUCUGCGGUGAAGACGGUCGAUGGGCCCAGAAAAAUACUAGUGAAUGUGAGCAUGACUCUAGCCAGCAGCAGUAUGGCCGCAUCCUCAGUCAAUUUCGGAUUGUGUAUACGGUGGGAUACUCACUGUCCCUGGGAGCUUUGCUUCUUGCUCUGGGAAUCCUCAUCAGUUUCAGGAAGCUGCACUGUAUGAGGAACAACAUCCACAUGAACUUGUUUGCCUCCUUUAUCCUGAGAGCCGUAUCCAUUCUGGUCAAAGAUGCCCUGUUGACCCUAACACUGGACCCCAGGAGCAGUGGUGGAACUCGGGCUCAAACCUGGAUCAACAUACCGGCUAUCAUGUGGUGUCGGGGCGCUAUGGUGAUGAUGCAGUAUACAGUGAUGGCCAACAACUACUGGCUGUUGGUGGAGGGCAUCUACCUGCACAGCCUGCUCGUCAUCACUGUGUUCAGUGAGAAGAAGUAUUUUUACAUCUACUUGGCGAUCGGUUGGGGUGCACCGCUCGUAUUUGUUUCUCCCUGGAUUGCAGUCAAAUACCUCUUUGAGAAUGAAGAAUGCUGGGAGAGAAAUACUAAUAUGGGAUACUGGUGGAUAAUCCGUUGCCCAAUACUUGUUUCUUACUUGAUCAAUUUUUUCAUUUUCAUACGAAUCAUCAAAAUCUUGAUGUCUAAACUCAGAGCUCAUCAGAUGAGAUACACUGACUACAAGUUCAGAUUGGCAAAAUCAACUCUAACUCUUAUCCCUCUGCUGGGGAUUCACGCAAUUCUCUUCACCUUUGUCAUUGAUGAAGCCGUCCCAAAAGGUUCCAUGUUGCGCCUGAUUCGGCUCUUCGUUGACCUUCUGUUCAACUCCUUUCAGGGACUGCUUGUUGCCAUCUUGUACUGCUUUGUCAACAAAGAGGUGCAGUCAGAGAUGCUGAAAAAGUGGAAGCGGUGGAAGCUGGGUAAGGACAUUGACGAGGAGUACCGCAACACCCACAGCCAGACGCCACAUAUCAAAAGUGGCAGCAUUGCCACAGGAAACCUGCCUGAUCUCCAUGACAACAACACCACUGACCCAAGUGGGGGGUCACUGGGUACGCCUCAACUCAGAAAAGCUGACAACAGCUCCUCCAGUCACGCCCCUCCUGACGAAAACCGCCAAUUGGUGGUGUCCUACAGUAACGAGAUGGGGAAUGUCAACAAACAAGCCUUUCACCUCUCCUUUGUGUCACAACAAGGUGACUCCAACUAUGGCAGCACUAGCUUGAAGGACACAUGUCGAGAGGAAAGAAUACAUUGCCACGCUUACCUGACGGAAGGGGAAGAAACUGAUGUCUAA